This is a messenger RNA of Camelus dromedarius (Arabian camel), 5082 nucleotides long. RefSeq names its product coiled-coil domain containing 137 (gene CCDC137). Bases 24 to 941 code for a protein of 305 amino acids. The transcript is spliced from 6 exons. The record is from RefSeq and is a predicted model, not a curated record. Gene Ontology annotation, cellular component: nucleus. NCBI's taxonomy places the organism in Eukaryota, Metazoa, Chordata, Mammalia, Artiodactyla, Camelidae.
GGCUUCGCCGCGGGGUGUCGGGCAUGGAAAUGGCGCGAGCCCGGCGCGAAGCGGCGGCGCCCGCCGGGACGGCGGGGCAUGGGACCCGGGGGCGACGGCAGGGCCGGCUGCAGCAGCAGCUGGGGAAGCGACGCUCGGCGCCGCGGCCGGGGCCGCGCAGCGAAGAGAAGAAGAAAGUGGAUUGCAAACCCAAGAACCAGGACGAACAGGAAAUCCCUUUCCGGCUCCGGGAGAUUAUGAGGAUCCGCCAGGAGAUGAAAAACCCCAUCAGUAACAAGAAGAGGAAGAAAGAGGCCCAGGUGGCCUUUAGGAAGACGUUGGAGAAGGAAGCAAAGGGAGAGGAGCCGGACAUCGCCGUCCCGAAGUUCACGCAGAGGAAGUGGGAGUCCGACGGCGCCUACGUGCGGCGCAUGGAGCAGGAGGCCCAGCACGUGCUGUUCCUCAGCAAGAACCAGGCCAGCCGGCAGCCCGAGGCGCGGGCGGCUCCCCGGAAGGAGAAGUCAGAGCGGAAGAAGGCGUUCCAGAAGCGGCGGCUGGAGAAGGCCCGGCAGAGGAGGGAGGAAAAGGCCGCAGAGAGGCUGGAGCAGGAGCUUCUCCAAGAUAUGGUGAAGUUUGGUGAGGUCGUGCUGCAGCCCCCAGAGCUGACUGCCAAACCCAGGAUGAGCAUGAGCAGGGGCCAGCUGUGCCUCCACCUCCCUGGCUCUGCUUCUCAGCCUGGCGGGAGAGUGCUGAUGCUGGAGAAGUCCCUGAGCCCUGGCACCGCGUCCCAGCCCCAGAGCACCUCGCCAGCCCGGCAGCGGAUCGUCGUGCAGGAGCGAGAGCGGGCCGUGCAGGCCUACAGGGCGCUAAAGCGGCUGCAGCGGCAGCAGCAGGGGCCUCAGCCAUCGGGGUCGCCCUGGCCCGCUUCCAGGAAGACGCCAGAGGCACGCCUGCGGUGGUGAGGGGCCAGAGCUGCUGCCCCUGGGUAGGGCGAGACGGGCAGGUGCCUGUGGUCGAGUGUCCGUUCCCUGGAACACAUCCUGGCCCUCAAGCUGGGGAGAGGGCUCCUGUUUUUUUCUCCGUAAAGAUUCCUAUUUCGUGAGUGGCCAUCUGUCAGGCCCAUGUCUCACAUCGGGUGUUGUCUGUCCCCUGAGCCCCUGUAGGUGGGGACGGUGCCGAGGCGGGAUGUAGCCAGCAUCGUUCCCCUGAGCCUAGCGUCGCUCACAGCUUUGUUCUGAACACACAGGUCCAGGCUGAGACAACCCAGGGCCGCUUUAGGGAGCGCUAGUCCCACAGUCCUGUCCCUUAAACGCCAGUUAGCUGUAGGCACUGCUGACGCAGGCUGACUAAAUCAGCAGCUGAGGCUCUGCUGGACUUGGCAGAGCAGCUGGCCUAGGGCCGGGCCGGGCCAGGCAGGCAGCGUGCACGCACGGGGCUGGGGCAGCACCUGCCCCGCCUCCACCUGCUCACAGGCGCUGCCGUCACAGCCCCUGCGGAGGCAGCUGGAGCCACACCAGCUUCUGUUCCGUGUGGAGACUGACGCCAGCCACACCGAGGUCUGGGGAGGGUGGCGGGCCCGUCCGCGAGGACGGGAACCCGGCCUGGGACUCCCUGUGGUUGGAGGGCCACGUGAGGCCCUGCCAAGGGCAAGGCCUGCUGAGGUGUGCUUCUCCCCCUGAUGCCAGAGGAGGGCGCGCCUGGGCUCAUCAUCCUGCCCAGAUGUGGGUGCCGGCAAGAGAGCAGAGGUGAGGCUUUCAGGCAGUCCAGCAUCGAGGGAUGGAGUUGGGCUGUGCUUAACCCCGCUGGAGAAGAACAGCCCCCGGGCUCCCUCCCCGCUCGCAACAGCUCGGGCUCCUCCGGCUGGCAGAGGGGCGCAGACAGCUGGGUCAGGGCCAGGCCACGGUGCUGGCCGGGGCAGCCCUGCGUGAUGAGUGUGGAGCUCUGUGGGCUCUUACCCUUCCCCGAGUUUGCGUUCUAUGCAGUGGAGUUUAUUUUCUAAUUCAAAGAUUUAAUUGUGAAGCGGUGCCUAGAAUCAGGACCGUCGCCCUCUCAGGGGUGUAUUUCCUGGUGGCAGGUGGUCCUGGCCCCUGCCUGGGGUGGCCAGGCGCUGGCUACCAUGCAGUGCCCAGGACUCGCCCCCGUCACGUGGCAGCUGGGGUGGGCAGCACGCCUCUUGCUUGGUGCUGGCAUCCUUUUUAGGGCUCCAAGGUGGGCAGGGCAGCCAGAGCAAGGGGUGAGGGGGGUCGCUGAGAAACGCCUCUGCUUCCUGGACGCGUUGCAGGUGUGCUGUGGUUGUGGGGGUGAGGAAGCAGGUUUUGGUGAGGGAAGUUUGCCUCUGAUUACGUGAAAUAGGGGAAUUAUGUCACCUCAGGCCCCUGCGAGAGUGUCCCUAAAACUGGCCAGCUCAGCCCAGGCUGGCUUUUCCAUUGGAGACGUCACCAGGCCAGGGUCACCCUUCAGAGCUGGACCCCAGGCUGGAUGUCACCGCUCAGAAAUGGAGCCCAGACUAGGGUUACUCCGAGACAGAGCCCAGGUGGGAUCAACCAUUCACGACGCCCAGCCCAGAUUAACGGUGUUGACCUUAAAAAUUAAAUGAGCUCUUCAGCGAAAAUGAGUCUGUUUGGAAUGAGAGAAAUUGCAGUUUGGAACAAGCAAACUGGCAAGUUGAAGACAAAGGGAGGGUCAGCCUUUAUUAGGUUUUUGGAGGAAGUUGGAGGGCUGUGGCGGUUUUCCAUCAGCUACAGUCAGCGGGCAGCUUGUUGCUGGCUUGAAGGAAAUCUUUUUUGCUGCUGGGUCUGUGAGCUGUGGCGAGGGGUGCCAGAGCCCUCCCUUCGAGGCUUCCCGACCCCAUUCUGAUUUAACUUUCCUUUGUUCAUUUCCACAUUGCUCCCCUUGGAUCAAGAUAUUUCUUGGAGAGCAUCCCUGAUCAGUUUUAGUAGAAUUGAGUUUCGUCCCUCAGCGCCAGCCAGGAAGGACCUUUCCUGGAUGGCAUGUCCCACGUCAGAGGGAAGCGCAUGGUGAUUGGAAGCCACAUGAAGCCACGUUUGAGUAACAAGGAAGGCAGAAAGGGGGCUUUCAGCAACUUUCACUCUGAAAGUCCUGCCUUGUGAAGGUCCAGGCAUCAGCAGCCAUCUGAGGGCAUCGAGCCGGCACUCUCUUCAGCGUGUCCUUUCUGCAGGGGGUUGAGAAGCAACAGGUACAAAUUUUAAAAUAACUGGGCAAAGCAGAAUGAAAAGUAAUAGGACACCCAAUUUGUGUGAUGGUUCCAAACCGUGGCGCUGGACCUGAAGGUAGCCAGCUGGACGAAUCACGGGACCAGGGAGAGUCAUCUUGUGUAACUGGGUUUCUGCUUCUCCAAAGGUGUUUGUCCGGGUGGUGUUUGCGAUCGCGCAAAUGCCCCCUUGUUCGGCAGGCAGGAAGUCGGGCUGCGUGGGUGUCUGAAACUGCGUCAGCCAGUGAGUCGGUGCAGGUUGUUGGCUGCAGAGCCAGCCGGCUCCCUGACGCUAGGGGGAGAUUUCUGAUGUGCUCAUUGGCGCUUACUCUGACCCAAGCGGGAAAGGCCAGCUGGGUUUUGAUGAGAACUGGCCAAACGACAUAGACUUGAAACACUUGACCGAUACAGUGCGUUUCCUGACAGCUCUGAAGCUCAGGGAGUGUUCCUUUCCCGUGGGAUCUUAGCCACGGAGGCGGCAGUGGCCUGUCUCUGGAAAAGCUUCAGAUGGAAAAGCGUUCAGUGAGAAAACACGCCAACCAUUGCCAAGACAUGCUUAUACCCACGGGAUGGUGGGCAGCUCUGUGAAACCCACUUGCCAAACCUCAAAUGGCCCACCGGGCAAUUUGGAGUGCCUGGGAGGGAGCAGUGUGGACUGUUUUUCUGGAUUGUAUUUUGGAAACAUGACACCAACCCUGGAUCCAACAAUGCUGCAUAAUGUUUAUCUGAUGUCAUCUGCUGAGAAUCCAUUACUUGGGAAAGCAGCACGGACGUCUGCACACUGGUGCUGAAAUUCACAGCAGCAGCGUGUCCACCUGCCCCUCAUGUCCCCCGCAGUCUGGGCAGGAGGGCGUGGCCUGUUCGCCCUGUGGGAAGGGCACCGAGCAUCGCCGAUCCAGGCUCUUUGUCCGUGGCUUGCCGAGCUUGGUUGGAGAUCCAGCUGCUGGCAUCGUCUCUGUGCCCCGAGGCAGGGCCGUUGUAUAGUAGUGGGGCUGAGCCCCGAGAGUGGCAUCAGGACCUACAGAGACGGAGAGAAAUUCAUCCCCAGUCUGGAGGGUUGUUUCUCAGCGCCAAUGAAGAGGGGAGCUUGGAAAAGCUCCUCAUUCCUUGGAGUCCCGGCCCUGGGAGGUGGGAGGACAUUGGGUGACUGAAGGUGCCUGCAGCGUCCUGGGUUCUAGCAGUCUUUCUCCCAGUGUGCUGGCCUCGUACAGCAGUGACAGGCUGGGAGAACUGCUGAGGGGACUCUGGGGAAGCUGGGUAUUUUCUUGGAAUCAUCUGGAGUGCAGGCUAAUUGGUGUGCCAGAAUAGCUAAGUCUGGAGUGCGCCUAGUUUUCCGUUCUGUUCUGAUCCUUGUUAAUGAACGUGGAGUUGAAGGCUGCCCCGGUGGGUUCCACAUCCACUGGGAGACCAGAAUUCUGAAAAACAGUCGAGUUGGCCUGUGAUAUUGUGAUGUAUAGUAGGUAUAUAUUUGGUUUUCAUCCCCAUUUCUGGCCUAGAGCUCCUAAAACCCCUGGAAUUUUCUGUGAUGGGAGCAACAAAGGUGUCUCUUGCUGGGUGAAUGGGUUGCUUUUGGACUCCACCUAAGGAUGGGGGCUGGCUGCCAGGAGGACCAACCAGGUGAUUAGAGGGUCUGAACUUUCCAGUCCCAGCUUCUCCCCACCACCCAGCCUCCAGGGAGGGGAGAGGGCCUGGAGGUCGGAUUAGUGGUUUACUCAAUCGUAAGACCCUAAAGGACAGGGUUUGGAGAGCUCCGGGUUGGCGGACAUGGAGGUCUGGGGAGAGGAGUGCACUGGAGAGGGCCUGGGGCUCUGCCCUGUUGCUGUGUGUUGCCCUGUGUAUCCUUCCACCUGGCUGAGUCGUGCUCUGUAAUAAACCAGGGAUCUAGUAAGGAA